GUUGAUCGGGGUUUCCUCCUGACUUACCGGUUUGCGCCAUUUUCUACAUUAAGCGCUAAGUUACCUUGGAAAGAAAUUGAGACCCUAGUUGGUAUUCACCGAGAGUCUCUCAAGUAACAACAUUUUGUAACAACACACCUGUCGGUAUCUGAGCAUGGAAGACGAAAGCCACCCAAAAACACUAUAUGUGGGAAACCUGUCAAGAGAUGUCACGGAAAACUUAAUCCUUCAGUUGUUCACGCAGAUAGGACCUUGUAAAAGCUGUAAAAUGAUAACAGAGAUAUCUGUGUCUGUUUUGCAGCACACAAGCAAUGACCCAUAUUGCUUUGUGGAGUUCUUUGAGCAUAGGGAUGCGGCUGCUGCGUUGGCAGCCAUGAAUGGCCGGAAGAUCCUUGGGAAGGAGGUGAAGGUAAAUUGGGCUACAACUCCAAGUAGUCAAAAGAAAGAUACAUCCAAUCACUUUCAUGUCUUUGUGGGUGAUUUGAGUCCAGAGAUUACUACUGAAGAUAUCAAGGCUGCCUUUGCACCAUUUGGAAAAAUCUCAAUGCUCAUAGGAUUGGACAGGAGCUUGAAGGCUUACAGCAAGGAACUGUGCACAUGGAAAACUCAGAUGGAUGCACGUGUGGUGAAGGAUAUGACAACUGGGAAAUCUAAGGGGUAUGGAUUUGUGUCCUUCUAUAACAAACUGGAUGCAGAGAAUGCCAUCGUGCACAUGGGAGGACAGUGGCUGGGCGGGCGGCAGAUCAGAACAAACUGGGCCACUCGGAAGCCUCCUGCUCCCAAAAACGCACAAGAGAGUAGCUCGAAGCAGCUGAGAUUUGAAGACGUGGUGAACCAGUCGAGUCCCCAGAACUGCACCGUAUACUGUGGGGGGAUUCAGUCUGGCCUCUCAGAGCACCUCAUGCGACAGACAUUUUCACCAUUUGGACAAAUCAUGGAGAUCCGAGUUUUUCCUGAAAAAGGCUAUUCUUUCAUCAGGUUUUCUACUCAUGAGAGUGCAGCCCAUGCCAUUGUCUCUGUGAAUGGAACCACCAUUGAGGGCCAUGUUGUUAAGUGUUACUGGGGCAAAGAGUCACCUGACAUGGGCAAAACAGUGCAACAGAUGGACUACAGCCAGUGGGGACAGUGGAAUCAAGUGUAUGGAAAUCCCCAGCAGCAGCAGCAGCAGUAUGGUCAGUAUAUGACCAAUGGCUGGCAAAUGCCAUCCUACGGCAUGUAUGGUGGUCAGACGUGGAAUCAGCAAGGAUUUGGAAUGGAGGACUCCAUACUGGCAGCUGCACAGAACAUGUCAAGCCCCAUGUGUUCUCCACCUAGCAGACAGUCGCAGUCGCCAGGCUGGAUGGGAGGGUUCGGCACUCAGCCCUCUCAGCCUCAGCCUGGCCCGGUGAUGCCCAAUCAGUCCACCUUCGGCAUGGCUGGCUACCAGACACAGUGAGGGGGGGGCCGCCGCACCAACCGCAGUCACUCAACUCAACGAGUGGAAACUGGCCCCACAUGGAGAAUUGCGAUGCUGAGAUGAGAUUGGGUACCACGUCUUGGAGGAAAGAGUAAAUCCAGCUGAAGUUUUUUUUUUUUUUAAAAAGAGACUCACCUCUUGGAGUGGCUGAAUAGGACUCAAUGCCAUGAAUUGGGAAAAUGAAAUAUAUUGUCUGACACAUAUCUGUACCACAGAAAUUCUCCUUUUGAUUAUUUUCUUGCUGUCUCAUUACUUUUCAUGAACUGAGAGACGAGACAUGCAAGACAUUUUCCCCUCCUUAUUUGGGUUUGUGACUACACAUGGUCUAAACAGCUGGCAAGGGAUAAUGUUCCUUGUUUUUUUCCCCUAGAUUUGGAGACAGGGUUUGCACUGGUACAUUUAGAAAUGUUUGAAAUGUUUAGUUGUAGAUGUAGUGACGCUUUUUUGAUUUGAAAAGAAAUUGCCCCCGUGGGCUGAAGAUACAGUACACGUGCUAAAUGUCCAUCACUUUUCAUUAUGUACGUAAAGCACCAACUGUCCUAAUUUAACGAAACGACGCAAGUUGAGGCACUUUGGGGAGUUUUAAAAGACCCGUUUCUUGUAAAUGUUUCCGUGUACAUGAAUUUCUAUGUGCCGUUGUCUAUAGUUCCCCCCUCUUCAGCAUCACUCUGCAUUUCACCACAGUAUUCUUCUCGGCAGAUCUUGGAUACAGCGUGGAGGUCUCUGUAGCUACUGUUUAGCUGACAUCUUUUUAGUUAGUCUUCAUUAUGGACUUAAGUUAGCAAGGGCAAUGUGUACAUAACCUUUGAUAACGAUGUAUGAAAGUAAGUUUUUAUUUCCCAAAGCAUGCAUUCUUCAUUAUAGAGUCCUACAAAUUGAAUGCUGUACAUAGCACUGGUACAAAUUGCUUGACUGACAUAUUGAACCAAUUCAGUGUAAUUUACAAAGAAGCCUUAAUGUUAAUAGGUCAGUUCACGCAUCAUUUGUAACUCACAAGUUUGAAACUCGUUGUAGAGAGCUGAUGAUCUGUUGUAGAGCCCUUUUGCAGUUCAGUGUUCAUUUGCAGACUUUGACAGAUAUGUGUGCCAUUUUCAGCUGUGGAGCAGGGUGUGGGUUUUCCACUUCUUAGGGUAAACUGCAUGUUUUUAAAAUGUGUUAUUGGGGUUGCUAAAUGAAUGUAAAUGGCUGAACUGUUGGAUUAUAGAUUAUAGAUUUUGAAAAUGUAUCCAUUGUAUCAGAGGAGAAACCUCCAUGAAUUGAUAAUUGGAUAUUCUUUUCAGGCAUCAAACUUGAACCCAACGCAAAACAUGGCUGCAACUUUAAGGCGUGUAAAAAAAAAUAAAAUUAGAACACUUGUA
Molecule: messenger RNA, 2814 nt
Organism: Sardina pilchardus (European sardine)
Lineage: Eukaryota; Metazoa; Chordata; Actinopteri; Clupeiformes; Clupeidae
Gene: tial1
Product: TIA1 cytotoxic granule-associated RNA binding protein-like 1
Exons: 14
Coding region: 155-1435 (426 amino acids)
Cellular component (GO): nucleus
Molecular function (GO): DNA binding; mRNA binding
Source: RefSeq, a predicted model, not a curated record